AUUUGGAGCGGCCUUGGCUGACCCGGAAAUAAAGCAAAACGCGGAAGAACCAGGAACUGGAUACCACAAAUUUAUUAAUGCACAUCGAUAAACCGUUAUUCUCAAUAUAUUAGAUGUUACGAAAGAUUUGAGGACCAGAUAUUUUUUGGAAUGGGGAAUCUCCUGAAGAUUCUUAUGAAAGAUGAAACCUCAAAAGACAGUCGUGAUGUAUUUGUUGAUUUUGAAAAUGCACAACCCACAGAGGCUGAACGAACAGUUUAUGAUAAAGUAAAAAUUGUUCUUGAAAAAAGUCAGACUAUUCUUAAAGAUAUACAACAAUACACAGGAGCAACAGAAGCAAUAAGACAGGCUAUAUCUAAUCCAAAAUCAGAUGAAUUACAAGACAAGGCUUGGCAAGCAGUAUGUCCACUUGUUGGAAAAUUGAAAAAUUAUUAUGAAUUUUCCAAUGAAGUAGAUGGAAUUGUACAAGAAUUACUUCAAGUGUUGUGUUCCAAUGAUUUAUCCCCUAGAGAACAUUUAGAGCAGCAGCAAGCUUUGUUUAGACAGUUUGCAGACAUAUUAGAUUUUGUACUCCGUUUUGAUGAUCUGAAGAUGACCAACCCCUCCAUACAGAAUGAUUUUAGUUAUUACAGAAGGACUUUAAGUAGAAUGAAAUUGGCAAAUGAGGAGCACAUAGUUGAAAAUAUAGUGUCAAACGAAAUGGCAAAUAGAAUAGCUUUGUUUUAUGCUAAUUCUACACCUAUGUUGAAAGUUCUAAGUGAAGCUACAACAAAAUUUGUAUCAACACAUAAAGACUUACCAGUAGAAAAUACAACAGAUUGUUUGAGUACAAUGGCAGAUAUAUGUAAAGUCAUGAUCGAAUCUCCGGAAUUUACAUCACGCUUCCAAAGUGUAGAGACCAAAUUGUUCUGUUUACGUGUAAUGGUUGGAGUUAUCAUUCUUUAUGACUAUGUCCAUCCUGUUGGUGCUUUUGCUAAAGGUUCAAUGAUAGAUAUAAAAGGUUCCAUAAAAGUUCUUAAGGACCAAGAACAGAGACGAGUGGAAGGAUUAUUAAAUGCUUUAAGGUAUACAACUUUACAUUUAAAUGAUGAAUCUACACCAAAAACAAUCAAGUCCAUGUUAGCCACCAAUUAAUUUUAUAGUGCUAUAUGUCAUCAUGUGAUUGUCAUGUGAUUUACAACGAUAGAAAAAUAAUGUGAUGUGAUGUAAUGUUUUGUUGUUUGUUAUACUUUUUUAUAGAAAUUAUAUGCAUAUUUGUUAAGAUUUUCAUAUUUUGUAUGAGCUAUUUUGUAAACUUUUUUUCAAAUGCUUUAUCUUUUUCUGUACAAUUUCAGAGUAGUAAUUUUUAUUAUUAUGAAUUGUUUAUGUUUAAAGCUGUUUUGCUCAUUGGAGAUGAAAAAAAUAACUGUUAAUAGCAGUAUGUUAAGUUUGUUCUUGUAACUGUAAAAACCGGUGUUACUUAAAGAAUUUAUUACACUGAUUUGAGAGUUAUCAUACUCGUAGGACAUUGUUUUUCUUUUCUUCAAUUUCUAUGACUUAAAGUUUUAAGAAAAAAGUUGCAUAUCAAUGGUUGAUUAAAUUAUGAAAACCUGUUUGGUGUAUAUGCCAUUACUUUAUCCAAGGAUUUGUUUGUAUUUCAAGUAUUAAAAUUUUUGGCAAUAAGUUUAUCCAAUUGUGUUAAAGUGAUAAGUAAACAGUUUAUUCUCUAAAAACCAAUAAAACAAAAGUACAAAGAAACAUACAAUACAUAUUUAAACAUGCAAUAGUACGACAAAUGUUGUGGUUUUAUUUUAAAGCCAGUAUUGCAUAGCCCUUGUUGAUGAUCUCUGUCUACACUGUUAUAAUUUCUUUCUAUAUAUAAUUAAUUAAAAUCAAAAUAUUUGCAGAAGAUUUCCUGGAAAAAAAAACAUUCUGAUAUGUUUUUCACACAGAUUAUAAUUAUCAUGAUGGAAAUGUACAGUUUAUCGAAAAUAACAUAAUUUAGUGAUUUAUCUUAAGUUCUUUUACCAGAGAUAGUUUCAGUGUGUGUUGUCCUACAUGACAGGAAUUGGUGUAUUGUAUGAUUUAUAGGACAGUCACUGAUGAAAUGAGAAAUGUAAUAAAAUGGCUAGAUGACUUUUUUGUGUGCUGUCUCUUUGACAUAUACCUAGAUCUCAUUUGAUUAAUUUCAAAAUUCACUGACUAAUUUGCAUUUAUAGAAAUCAUUGGUACUUGACAUAUGAAUUUUAGUAUUUAUUCACUCUCAAAACAUUCUGAGAAAAAAAGAUGAUUGAUAUUGCUUGGAAAAAUCUGGACAGAGCAGACAGCUUUUAACAAUCACUGGCAUAUAUGUUGUGGAUUAUGUUUUGCUCAAGGACCACUUAUUUCUUAACAAACCAGAUAACCGCAAUUAUUUGUGCCAUAGCUAUUGUAAACUCAUCUGUUUUUGUGUCUAGAGGUAUUAUAUGGAAACAUUUAAUUAUAGACUGGAAUAUUUUAGAUAGUUAGAUAGUCUAACAACACAUCAAUACACAGUCAACCAAUGGCAAAAGAAAAGAGCAAAAAAAAUUAUCAGCUUAUUUAAAGAGAUUGGCAUAAAACAAAAAAAAAUCACUUUUAUCAUACUGAAAAACAAUUUUUAGGUCAACUUUAAUGCACUUGUGAAUAUAACCUAUUUGGUUUUCCAGAUAACAUAUUUGCGUUAUUUAUCAGGGUUUAACUAGUAGUUGCUCAUGCUAUGAGAGAUCUGUUUGACUUCCGUGUGUGAAUCUGCUGCUUCAUAAUAUUUGUUGUUAUUGCGCUGAAAAUUCAUUGUUUGAAUGUGUGGAAUUGUACUUUGUUUUGCUUUGUUUACAUUUUUGUAUACUUGAAAUGAAUUUUGAAACACUUGACUUUUGUAGAAAUUUUUUAUUAACCUUUAGGAAUGACUGGUAAAGACCAAAUUUAAUAUUAUCUGUUGGACCAAUUUAAUGUUUAUAAAAGCGAUACAGUAUAAUAAAAUUAUAAUUAUUAUGAUUUCUUCACCCUCUUUAAACCGACUAAGUUGAAGGAUUUUUGAGCAUUUUUUUACAUGAAACAAAAUUUGAAGGUGAUUGUUGGGAUGAAAUCUAAUUUCAUAUGUAUUAGACAUAUGAAGAAUUUAUCUUAUUUCUAUUUGUAGACUGAGAUACCUUUCUUGUAGGUUAGAUGCAUGAACAAAUUUUGAAAUUUUUAGGUUACAUAAAUAAAUGCAGAUUUUUUUAUGUAAUCAGAUCAAUCAGAAGAGAUUUGAAAAUUAUCUAUUUUAUGUGUUGUCCAGAAACCUUUUAAGCCUGUUGGUAUCACAGGGAUAAGUUGUUCACUGAAUUGCUUUAUUUUCCAAAAUUUCAGCAACCAAUUUAGAUUAUCUUAGGGUUUAGUAUGUGCUUUGUUAGCAACUUUCAUACUAACAGAGAAAAGAUGAUGAAGUGUCAUGUAAAAUGAUUUUUUUGACGAAAGAUGCAUUUAUAAUCUGUAAGUUAAAUUUUUUAGAAAAGAUUUAAAGUAAUUAUUGGCAAUUUAGGUUAAGGUACUACUUGAUCAUAGUGCUAUCAUGAAUAUCUUGGUAGAACACUGAAAUUUACUUCAAGCAUAUAUUUCCAAAAAAGAAAAUGAAAUAUAUAUAUAUAUAUAUGAUAGUAUAUCAAAAUAGUGGUUCUUCUAUCUGGAAUUCGAGAAGAUUAUGACAAAAAGAGGCACAUCAUAACAGAAUUUAGCAUGUGAUGGUGUAUGCCCAAACCUUUGUUAACAUUUGGCACUCUAUGUUCUAAAAUCAAACAUUUGAAACACUUAUGUUCUGAAAUCAAUAUUCAUUUAGUUAUGUUUUCAGUGGUAGAACAUAUUCUUUUGACAUACAGAAUUGUGUAUAAAGAAGCAGGUUUAUGCCAUUAUGCACUGCCAAAUGUAUAAUUUUGGAUAUCAAUUUGUUAUUUUACUAUAAAUACCAUUGAAAGGAAAAUGUAUGUUUGUGUUCAUAUUACUGAGGGAUAAAAAUCAGAAAAAUUCUUUAUCAGAGUAACAUUAUACAUGUAAUAUUAUAGGGUAGGGACGUAAGUGCCACACAAAUUUUUUUUCAUUGCUUUCUGUGUAAUCUUAUUUUAAUCUUUUAGAUGUCAACAUUUUAUAUUUUAUACAUGGAACAAUAAACUUAACAUACACACAGUCACAUCAUAUUGAAGUGUAUUGUGAUUAUAUUGAAUAAAUUAAUUCAGUAAAAAAAAUUCUUAAUAUUAGUAUGUAAUUACAAGGGUUUCCAAAUUGGUCAUAUUAUAGACUUGUCUUAUAUUUCUUUUGAAUGUCUUUUAUAGAAUUUUGCUCCGUGAAUUUUACCACUUUUUAUAUGAUAAUGCCCUUAAUAAAUUUAUAUUCCCAUACAAGUUGUAAGAGGUAUUUUGUAAUGUUCUUUUUCAUUCUGUAAGGGUGUAAGAAUGUCAAUAACGUUUUUUGUAUGCUUUUUCAAAUAACUGUUUUUUGUCAAUCAAACCUGUACUAUGAAAUAUCAAUUACUUUUGUAUUCAUCGAUGAAUGAAAAACAUUUAUAUUAUGUGUCUUAGCUCUUCUUUUUUUUCCUAAGAAUUACAAUUCACUAUGAAGAAACAUUUUGGUGGUCAACUGAACCUUCACAAUGAAUUAAAUUGAUUUUAUUAAUUGUAUACCUUUUGAUAAGAUACAUAAAAAAUCUGUUAUAAAAUUUAAUCAUAACAUAUUAAAGACAAAAGAACAGGUACAUCCAGCAGCACCUCCAAUGAAUGCCAGUUUCCUGUAAUUAAUUUAAAAAUAUGUUAUUUUGAAUGCCAGACAUUGUUUUAACCAGAGCUCAUAGAUGUUUUCUAAGAAUGUAAGAAAUGAUAACAUAAUUUUAUAAAUCAGUGUAACUUAUAACCAGUAUAACCAUAUGUGUACAUAAAUUAUUGACAUUCCAAUAUCCAAAAACAUAUUUAAACCAUUCCAAUCAAAUUUAAUAUAUUUUGUAAUAAAAAUCCAUUUGUAACAUUACCUUUUUAUUUAUUACUCUAUGUAAGUACAAACUUGUAUCAUAUUCCUACUUUGAAAUUUCUUUAAAAACAUUUUAAACCUCAGGAAAUAGUUCUAUUGCUUUUCAUAGAGUUGACAACUUAUAAGGAAGUUUUGUUGUUGGAAAGGAGUAUUAACUUGGAAUAAAGGAAACUAUUUUUUGCAACUGUCAUAUCUUUGCUUUUUGUUGGCAGUCUUCUAGUACGCUUUAAAAUAUAUCAAGAGAAGUGAGCUUUGUACACAUCAGCAUAUAAAGACGUGGAGUGAUUCCUUUUUUUACAAUCUGAUGCCCAGUCAGUUUUUUCUAUAGAAGGAAAGAUUUCACAUUACCAAACCAAGCCAUCAGUCAUAGUAGAAUAUGACAUUAUAACGUGUCAAAUUUUACUUACCAGAUAUUGACAAGGGUUUCUGUUGUAAAUUCUUAAGUGUAGCAGAAACAUGAUCACAAUGAUUUGUAAUGUGGAUAAAUGUCAGAAAUAUUUAUUUGGAUUUUAAUUGUUUUCUUGUAAAGUGAAACUUAAUACAGUUAUGGAUGUCCAUAUUUCCAUUAUUCGAAUAUCCCAAAAAUCCAACAGUUGACUUUUUUGUUUUGCCCUUAUAUAUUUAGUUGAUUUUCGGUUUAUGAAUGCAUAAUAGUUUUGGAUUUUGGAUGACCUACUUUUAAUGGGAUUAUGAUCAUGUAGAUAUUGUGCUAAAGAUAGUGUUGAGUUAUAGAUCAAGCAUGUGUUCUCUUUACAAAAUUUCAGAGCCCUGUCAUUUUGCAGGCAGGGGCAUUUGUAUCUGCCAGACACUACUUGUUUUUUUUUUAUUUCAUUUAUAGGACAAAGUUGCAAGAGAGAAACUUUUACAUUUGCAGUUGUUUAAUUAAGUAUUUAUUUGAUGCUAGGUGUAGAUCCUAUGUGUACUAAUAUUUCAAAAGUUAUAUUAAAAAUGUAAAAACAGAUUUUUAAAUACAGAUACAGUGUCUGAAUGGUAUAUAGUUAGAAAAAUAAUUUUAACAUAGUAAAUAAUUAUAUCAUUAAUAUAUCAAUAAUAAGUGUCUUGUGUUACUGUUAUGAAAAAAUAUGUCAGUAUUGCAAACUUUAGUAAAUCAAUUCUCGUCUUUAUUAUGCUUCAAGUUUAUAUCAAAUUUAAAAAUUCUCAUUAUGAAUCUCUUGAUUAAAUCAUUACAUAAUUAUUACCAUGUAAAAACUUGUUAUGUCCCUUUGAACCUCUAACUGCAGCUUAGUUUGAUCAAUGGUGAUUAAAACUUCAAUUUCAUUUUUUAAGUGCAUUAGAACUCGUUCAAGUUGUGCAGGUUUAUAAAAUAAUACAAAUCCAUUUUGCUAUGUUCAUUUUAUGGUUUAAAAUGCUUCAGCAUAGCAGAAAGGAGAGAUUUACCAAGUAAUUUAUUUGUAUGACUGAUAAAGCUUUACAUCCACUCCAUCCUCAAUUAAUGUUUAAAAUUUUAAUUUUUCAGUGUUCUCCUUUUUGGGUAAGGUUCUGCAAAAAAUGCAGCUUUGGCAACUAGAAUUAUUCAUUUGAAUUACACUUUCCCUACAUGUAUAUAUCUUUCUAGAUUAAGAAGUUCCGAGUAAAGACCAGUCAUAAGAAACUUACAAUAGUUGAAUUGAUUUACAAAAUUAUUAUACAAGUAUUAGAGUUUAUUGCAACUAAUUUAUAUCAAAUGGAUGUUUCCCUUAAUUCUUUUAUUCAGUAUAAAAUAAUCCUAUCUUGAUUCUCUAAUUUUUUGGAAUAUUUGGUAUUUGAAUAUAUAUUUUUUUUUUAAAUUGUUGAAAUUGUAAGUCUCAAUUAUAGAUUAAGCAACAGAUGGGGCCAAACAUAAUUUACAAAAAUAAUUCAUAUUAACAUUAUUAGUAAUAGACUAUAUAUCAGAUGGGACCACAACAGAAAUUACAAAAAAAAAAAAAUUAUUAUAAUAUAAGUACUUAAUAAGAGACCUCACAACAGAUGUUUGGGACCACAAAGAAAUUACAAAAAAAUAUUUAUCAAGUUCAAAAUAAUUUUGAAAUAAUACUACAAAUUGUAUCUCCCCUCUAAUGGAAUUACAAUGAUUUCAACUGAGAAUGAAAACAUUAUCUCUCCUGGACUUUUGAAUGAACAGAUUAUUACUUUGUUUGCCUAUAUUUUUACCAAUUUUUUGACGAAAGUUGGAUGCAAAAACAAGAAUUGAUUUACUGUUGGAUCUACAUCUGAUAAAUUUUUGUUGUGUUAAAAAAUAUAAUGUGUAGUUGGCUUUUCAUCUACUGUAAAUUAUGUCAUUAAAGCCAUUGGACUGUA
Mytilus californianus (California mussel) is the source of this 7290-nucleotide messenger RNA. RefSeq names its product CYFIP-related Rac1 interactor B-like. Gene Ontology annotation, biological process: regulation of actin filament polymerization. The coding region runs from base 151 to 1134 and encodes 327 amino acids. NCBI's taxonomy places the organism in Eukaryota, Metazoa, Mollusca, Bivalvia, Mytilida, Mytilidae. The record is from RefSeq and is a predicted model, not a curated record. Gene Ontology annotation, molecular function: small GTPase binding. The transcript is spliced from 10 exons.